AUGGGUUCAAAAAGAAAGCUAUCGUCAUCUGCUCACGAUCAUCCUGAUCCUGUUGAAACUUCCAUUCCAGAACAUGCUGCUGAAGUCGCAGAAGAGCUAACUAAAAAACAUCCUAUCCCUCAGGAUGAACCCUUGAUUCAUCAUGAUGCCGGCGAGUUCAAAGGCUUGGUUCGUCACCACACUACAGCUGAUCAAGCAAAAGAAUUGGAAUCUGGUAAGGUUAAUCCUUUCACUGGUGAAACUUUUAGUGAUACCUACUUUGGUAUAUUAAAAGUGAGAAGAGACUUGCCAGUCCAUGCUCAAAGAGAUGAAUUCUUGAAGAUCUAUCAAGAAAAUCAAAUCAUGGUCUUUGUCGGUGAAACUGGUUCUGGUAAAACUACACAGAUCCCACAAUUCGUUUUAUUCGAUGAAAUGCCUCAUUUACAAAAUACUCAAAUCGCUUGUACCCAACCUCGUCGUGUUGCUGCAAUGUCUGUCGCUCAAAGAGUUGCCCAAGAAAUGGAUGUAAAAUUAGGUGAAGAAGUCGGUUAUUCCAUCAGAUUCGAAAAUAAAACUACAAAUAAAACUAUUUUGAAAUAUAUGACUGAUGGUAUGCUUCUAAGAGAAGCAAUGGAAGAUCAUGAAUUGAAACGUUAUUCUUGUAUCAUCCUGGAUGAAGCGCACGAACGUACUUUGGCUACAGAUAUCUUAAUGGGUUUGUUAAAACAAGUUAUCCAAAGAAGACCGGAUUUGAAAAUUAUCGUCAUGUCUGCUACUUUAGAUGCUGAGAAAUUCCAACGUUACUUCAACAACGCACCUUUAUUGGCAGUUCCUGGUAGAACUUAUCCUGUUGAAAUUUACUACACUCCUGAAUUCCAAAGAGAUUAUUUGGAUUCUGCCAUUCGUACCGUUUUACAAAUUCAUGCCACUGAAGAAGCCGGUGAUAUCUUACUGUUCUUGACUGGUGAAGACGAAAUUGAAGAUGCAGUACGUAAAAUUUCUUUGGAAGGUGACAAAUUGAUUAGAGAUGAAGGUUGUGGUCCCUUAUCAGUAUACCCAUUAUAUGGUUCAUUACCUCCACAUCAACAACAAAGAAUUUUCGAACAAGCUCCAGAAUCUCAUAAUGGUAGACCUGGUAGAAAAGUUGUCGUAUCAACUAAUAUCGCAGAAACUUCCUUGACUAUUGAUGGUAUUGUUUACGUCGUUGACCCAGGUUUCUCUAAACAAAAAGUUUACAACCCAAGAAUCAGAGUUGAAUCUUUAUUGGUCUCUCCAAUUUCAAAAGCCUCUUCUCAACAAAGAGCUGGUCGUGCUGGUCGUACAAGACCUGGUAAAUGUUUCAGAUUGUAUACCGAAGAAGCAUUCAAGAAGGAAUUGAUCGAACAAAGUUAUCCUGAAAUUUUACGUUCUAAUUUAUCAUCAACUGUUUUGGAAUUGAAAAAGUUGGGUAUUGACGAUUUAGUCCAUUUUGACUUUAUGGAUCCUCCUGCUCCAGAAACUAUGAUGAGAGCUCUAGAAGAAUUGAAUUACUUGGCAUGUUUAGAUGAUAAUGGUGAUUUGACUGCUUUGGGUAGGUUGGCCUCUCAAUUCCCAUUAGACCCAAUGCUAGCUGUCAUGUUGAUUGGUUCUUCAGAAUUCCAUUGUUCCCAAGAAAUGUUAACCAUUGUCGCAAUGUUAUCUGUUCCAAAUGUUUUCAUUCGUCCUUCAAAGGAUAAGAAAAGAGCUGAUGACGCCAAAAACGUCUUUGCUCAUCCAGAUGGUGACCAUAUUACUUUAUUAAAUGCCUAUCACGGCUUCAAAUCCGACGAAGCUUACGAAUAUGGUAUUAAUAAAUGGUGUCGUGAUCAUUACUUAAACUAUAGAUCAUUAUCUGCAGCUGAUAAUAUCCGUGCUCAGUUAGAAAGAUUGAUGAUUCGUCAUAAUUUGGAUUUGAAUACAACAGAUUACGAAAGUCCAAAAUAUUUUGACAACAUAAGGAAAGCUUUAGCUGCUGGAUUCUUUAUGCAAGUUGCAAAGAAGAGAUCAGGUGGUAAAGGUUACAUUACCGUCAAAGAUAAUCAAGAUGUCUUGAUUCACCCAAGUACAGUUCUAGGACAUGAUGCUGAAUGGGUAGUAUAUAAUGAAUUUGUUUUGACAAGUAAGAACUAUAUCAGAACUGUCACUUCAGUGAGACCUGAAUGGCUAAUAGAUUUGGCCCCAGCAUACUUCGAUUUGGAUAAUUUCCAAAAGGGUGAUGUUAAAUUGUCAUUAGAAAGAAUAAAGGAAAAAGUUGAUAGAAUGAAAGACCUUCAUGAGAAAAAUGGCAAACAUUCCAAAAAGAACAAGGCUGAUUAG
Messenger RNA from Vanderwaltozyma polyspora DSM 70294, 2313 nucleotides. RefSeq names its product DEAH-box ATP-dependent RNA helicase PRP43 (gene PRP43). The transcript has a single exon. The coding region runs from base 1 to 2313 and encodes 770 amino acids. Lineage: Eukaryota; Fungi; Ascomycota; Saccharomycetes; Saccharomycetales; Saccharomycetaceae. The record is from RefSeq and is a predicted model, not a curated record. Gene Ontology annotation, cellular component: spliceosomal complex; intracellular anatomical structure. Gene Ontology annotation, molecular function: RNA helicase activity; RNA binding; ATP binding.